AUGGCUUCAAGAACGUCAAGCCUCAAAUUCUUCUCACUACUGAUUUCCUCACUUACCAUUGUUCAAAUGGCAAUUGCAGACCCAGACAUUCUUACCGACUUCAUUGCCCCUGCAAAUGGAACAGUAGAUGGAAACUUCUUCACAUUCACCGGAAUGCGAGUUCUUGUUAGUGGAGACGAGCCUAAAAACUUCACAGUAUUGAAGGCAACCAUGGCAGAGUUUCCUGCUCUCAAUGGGCAGAGUGUUUCAUACGCAGUUCUUGAAUUUCCAGCUGGAACUACUAACCCACCACACACUCAUCCUCGCUCUGCUGAGCUCCUCUUCCUUGUCGACGGCACCCUUGAAGUUGGCUUUGUCGACUCAAAGAACAAACUCUUUACUCAGACUCUUCAGUCAGGUGACCUGUUUGUGUUUCCCAAGGGACUUGUGCACUUCCAAUACAAUGCUGACUCACAAAACGCAGCUCUAGCAAUUUCUGCUUUUGGAAGUGCAAGUGCAGGAACUGUGUCACUUCCUUCAACUUUGUUCGCCACCAACAUCGAUGACAAUGUGUUGGCUUUGUCCUUCAAGACUGAUGUAGCCACCAUUCAAAAGCUCAAGACUGGUCUUGCUCCCAAACCAUAG
Molecule: messenger RNA, 624 nt
Organism: Fragaria vesca subsp. vesca
Lineage: Eukaryota; Viridiplantae; Streptophyta; Magnoliopsida; Rosales; Rosaceae
Product: germin-like protein 9-3-like
Exons: 1
Coding region: 1-624 (207 amino acids)
Cellular component (GO): cell wall
Molecular function (GO): manganese ion binding
Source: RefSeq, a predicted model, not a curated record